AUUUAAUGGCCGACGUUGACACUUGUGCAGACUGUGAUGAGAGUAGAUGGUCAUUGUCAAACAUAGAAGAUAAUUUUGGUGAAAACUGCACAAGAAAAGUUCACGCUCAGAAACAAGCAUUGAAAGUGGAAAAUGAGCACUGGGAUAUCAAUUAUACAGUACUGCGAGUCUUCGUAUGUCUCUUGAUACUGUUCUGUAUAAUUUUACAGAACUAUAUGGAUUACAGAGCAUUAAAACAGGAAAUGGAAUUGUACACGAUAGAGUAUGAGGAGUUCCUCUCCCUGGAUCCUUCAUGUUCCUCCAAAACUAUAUUUGUGUGGCCGUCCAAAGGUCAAGGUGAUUUCUGGGCUUGGGAGCCACUGGAGAAGACACUUAAAGUCAAUACUACCUUGUUUGUCAGGUGACAGGAGUUUCCCAGCCUGCAAAUUCUUUUUAUAGUGUUGUUAUUUCUAUUUAUAAAAAGAGGGAUAUAAGUCAGCAAUUUUAAUUUAUUUGCAAGGACAGAUUUUGUCAGAUUUAUUUUUAUACCGGUAUUAAAGCAUUAAUAUUUUAUAUAUUUCAUAUUUUAGUUGAUUGGUAUUAUUACUUUGUGCUCCUUGAUUUUCUUGCCUUUGCAUAUUUUAUUUUCUAUAUUAUGAUUAGAUCCCUAUCAUGAUAUACUGUAUACAAGGAAAUAUUCGCCCCUGUUUUAUUUUCGCUCCUUUCACCCUUAUUAUCUGCAGGUGAAUUUAAGACUGGGCGAAUUUUAAUGUUUCAAAUCAUAUCUUUCUGAAGAUACUGGGUCUGGGCGAAUUCAAGACAGGAUGAAAGUGUAGAAGGGCGAAAAUUACACGGGGCGAAAAUAACCCUGUAUACAGUACCCUAAUUCCAUCAUGAUAAAGGCAUUAUAAUGAAUUUUGAUAAUGUUAUUUGAAUGUUCAUUCAAAAUUUCGUAUGCAGUGGUUGUUUUUAGCUAGUUAUGAAAUCAACAGAAGUAUGAUGUCUAGUCAAUUAAUCUUAAAUACAAAGGAUCCUAUGGAUUCAGUUAGAUACAUUACUUAUAUAUAUAUUACAGUGAUACGUUUAUCUGUGCUUGCCAGUCUGAGAGUGAUGUAUGAUGAUUGACUUUGUAUGUAGCAUAUGCCAUAUGUAUACAUGUAUUUUAAUCUUAUACCGGGUAUGUCAAUUAUUGAAUAAACAAAAGUAACUAAAAUUUGCAUUGAUCA
Molecule: messenger RNA, 1205 nt
Organism: Magallana angulata
Lineage: Eukaryota; Metazoa; Mollusca; Bivalvia; Ostreida; Ostreidae
Exons: 3
Coding region: 6-404 (132 amino acids)
Source: RefSeq, a predicted model, not a curated record